Molecule: messenger RNA, 11138 nt
Organism: Amphiprion ocellaris (clown anemonefish)
Lineage: Eukaryota; Metazoa; Chordata; Actinopteri; Pomacentridae
Product: plexin-B1-like
Exons: 39
Coding region: 382-6903 (2173 amino acids)
Biological process (GO): regulation of cell migration; positive regulation of axonogenesis; negative regulation of cell adhesion
Cellular component (GO): semaphorin receptor complex
Molecular function (GO): protein binding; semaphorin receptor activity
Source: RefSeq, a predicted model, not a curated record
AUCUGCCCGUCCUGAGCAGAGACAGCCGCCGGUUCUGAGGGAAACACCCACACCCACUCACACAUUACACUCUCUGGACUCGGACUUUCUUACUACUUUUAGAACAGUCACUUUUUUGAAAAAGAAAAGAAAAAACUGCGCCGCUUUUCUUUCUUUGUGUUUUUUUUCUUUUUGUCUCGGUUUGGUGAAGUACAGCUGGAUCAUCAGAUAGUUUCAUCUCGUGGAUGCGAGUGUCUGUUUCACUCAAUACCACCAUUCCAUCUAUCAGAUUAUUUGUGUUGCUACCACUCACAGACAGAGAGGAAAGGACUGGGAUAUGAUUCCAGGUGAUAAAACGAAGGAAGUCUUCAGGUCAACAGAGAACAUAAAUGAGUAUUUGCCAUGCUACAUGGGAAGGCUCUAAACUCCACCCUGGUCUUGCUCCUCAUCCUCACUGUUGCCACUGCCCACGGUCGCUCCUACCCACGUUUUUCACGUAAUGACACUGAAUUCCAGCACCUGGUGCUUCACCCGGACCCCUCUGUGGGGACGGUGUAUGUGGGGGCCAGGAACCACCUCUUUCAGUUGGAUGGAUCAGAUGGACUCCGGCUGGAGCAAGAGGAGACGACCGGUCCUGUGAGCGAUAGCAAAGACUGCCUUCCCCCAGUCAAUGAGCUCAACUGUCCCCAAGCCAAAAGAACCAGCAAUCACAACAAAUUACUGCUGGUGGACCCAACAGCACUGGAGUUGAUCACCUGUGGCAAUGUACACCAGGGCACCUGCCAGAAACGCAGUUUGGCAUCAAUCAAAAAGGUUCUCUUCUCCACUGAGAGGCCUGUGGAUACACAGUAUGUUGCAGCCAAUGAUCCAUUAGUGUCAACUGUGGGGCUGGUGGUGGGACUUCGCGGUGGGGAAAGAACGGUGAUGUAUGUGGGUCGGGGGUAUACUGCCAGCCACCCGCCCAUCUCUACCCGCCACCUUUCAUCAGAACCCAUCUUUUCCUAUGAGGAGACUGCGAAGCUAGCCGUGGCCGGACGUCUGUCGGAAUAUGACCAUCAUUUUGUGACAGCGUUCACACGACGCUCAUACGUGUACUUUUUGUUUUACCGCCGUGAUAUCAAGUCAGUCUCAAGGGAGUACCGCACCUAUGCUGCCCGAGUCUGCAUGGAGGACACUUCCUACUAUUCGUAUGUGGAAAUUCCUCUGGUCUGCCGAUCGGUGUCCUCUCCUUCCAAGACAUACAAUCUGCUCCAGGCGGCCCAGGUGGGACAAGGUGCAGGCCUGCAAGGCGAGGAUCUGCUGGGAGUCUUCUCCUCCCGCAUCAGUUCCACAAACAAUAGCCCCGUGGAUGCCUCGGCUCUGUGCGUUUUCCCCCUGGAUGAGCUAGACAGACACAUCGACUCCACCCGUGACCUCUGUUACACUCAAGAUGGGCGGGUGGAGGGAAGAGGAGAGGUGGCCUACAUAGAAUAUGAGGUCAAGUCCAGCUGUGCCAACCUGCCUCUGAAUACCUUGAAGGCGUAUCCCUGCGGCUCUGACCACACCCCAAGUCCAAUGGCAAGCCGGGCACCGCUGGAAGCUAAAGCAGCAUGGCACACCUCAGCUGCCCGUCUCACUGCUGUGGCCGUCAGCGUCAGAGAUGGACACAACAUCGCCUUCCUGGGAGACUCCAAAGGGACUCUCCACAAGGUCUAUCUUGGCCAAGAUGGCAUGGUGGAGGUUUAUGCGAACACAACGAUCCAUCCCAACUCACCCAUUAACAGUGACCUUUUACUGGAUCAGAAUGGAGCCCACAUCUACAUCAUGACCAAAACUGCUGUAGAGAAGCGUCCCGUGGCAGAAUGUGGAGACCACUUGGACUGUCAGUCAUGUCUGUCUGCCAAAGACCCUUACUGUGGUUGGUGUGUCCUUGAGGGACGUUGUGGCCAGCGGUGGGAGUGCCAGCGAGGGUCUGUGCAGGGUCAGUGGUUGUGGAGUUUCAACCAGACACAGCAGUGCCUCGGCAUCCAGCACCUCAGCCUCUACAACAUCAGCCGCGGGGAGAAAACUGAUAUCGCAGUAUCAGUAGAGGGCCUCCCCAGUCUGAAACAAGGAGAGGCCUACUCCUGCUUCUUCCAGGACACAGAAACUCCUGCCUUGCUCACUACCACUGGUGUUAUAUGCUCCACCCCUGAUGCCAGUAAUCUGCCCCCCAUUGGCCAUGGAGACGAGUUUGUGAUGGUGACCCUGUCGCUACGAUUCAUAAACGUGACGGUAGCAGAGACAGAAUUCACCUUCUACAACUGCAGUUUGGUCCAACAGCUGUCUGGACGCAGGCCAUGCCAAGGGUGUGUUAGCAGUCGCUGGGGGUGUAACUGGUGUAUUCACCAGCACGUCUGCACACAUAAACACACCUGCAGCCAAGGAGUCACCAUCUACAAUCAAAACUUCAAACCGCAAACACCCACCAUCCCACCACCCCCCAGAAAACCGACCCCUUCACCUCCUGCUGUCCUGACUGCUACAACAACAACAACGACAGCAACCACUACAACAACACAGCCACCACCCACAGAGACAUCUGCCCCCACAACAACAGCUGUCCCCUCAACUACCACCACAGUGACACCACCCACCACCCCUAAAGCUGAACCCACCACACCAAUUACCCUCACCACAACUCACCCCUUUGUCAGGAUCUCCACCCAGGCCACCACCAUACACACUGAUGUCACCACCACAGGCCUCUCUGAUGUGGAGGGAAUAACAAAGGGAACUGGUGGCACUACAAGAGGCCUUUCAAAGGAUGAGGCCACCUUAAAUAUCACUGAAGGAACUCCCCACAUUACAUUGCCCAGCAGCACGAGUGGCCAGGUAAACUCUCUUCUGAGGUUUUUAGAGCCAUCUGGUGAAGCAGUGGGCUCUUCCUCUGAAAUAAGCUCAACUACUUCCAAAGAACUGCCGCUCUUAAUAGACCUUCCAAUCAGUAACAACAAGGAACCCAUUCCCAGGGCCACCUCUGAGGAGAAAGACUCACCUUCCUGGCAGAAUAGGUGGGAGAACUCAGAGGGCAAGGUGGAAACAGUAACAAGUUCAGCCACUGUUCAGUCGUUCAUCUUCACACAGUCACCUGAAACAGUUAUUGAACUCAACUCUGAAUCAGCAAAAAACUCCCAGUCUGACUCUUCGACUGACUCUUACUUGUGGGAAUGCCCAUGUGUGGAGAAAGUUCAGGACUCUUCUCUCCUCCCUGUCAAUGUGGAGAGGAAGAUCACUCUGGUGGGACAACACCUAAACCUCUUUCAGGAUAAGGAUUUGGACUAUGAGUGUGUAUUGGACGUUGAGAAUCGGUCAGUGGUGGUGGAUGCCUCCGUGGAGCUGGAUGCUACGCAGUCAUCAGUCUUCUUCAUCACCUGUCAACCACACAAGUAUGCAUAUUCUGUCUCGGUGGAGGAAUACCCAGCCACGAUUAACGUGCGCAGGAAAAACAACUUCCUCAUUGACAGUGCCGAGGAUCUGUAUGUGACUCUGUUCAAUUGUUCGGUGGGACGGUCAGACUGCAGCCGGUGUCGUACUGCCGACCCCAAGUAUGGCUGCGUUUGGUGCGGCGGUGCUGCCAGCUCUCGCUGUGUGUAUCAAGACUCCUGCACUGAUGAGAUCAAACACACAUGCCCUGCCCCGGUCAUUCACUUUUUGGACCCAGUGUCUGGUCCCGUGGAAGGGGGGACAGUUGUGACUAUUUCUGGCUCUAACCUCGGCCAGAGAGCUGAAGACAUCCAGAGCUCAGUCACGGUGGCAGGUGUCCCCUGCAGUGUCAUCCACAGCAGAUAUGAAGUCUCCUCAAGGAUAGUGUGUGAGACUACGAGCAGUGGAGAGGAGAGGAGCGGCCAGGCCUCAGUCAAAGUGAGGGGGGGAGGACUCGGACUGUCAGCUCAGAUCUUCAGCUUCCAGAAUCCCAUACUCAGCAGCAUCUUCCCCCAAAGAGGACCGAAGGCAGGAGGCUCAGCUCUCACCAUCAGAGGCCGUAGACUGAGGACUGGACAUCCAAGUGAAGUCAGCGUCCUAAUCGGUGGAGUACCUUGCAUGGUGCUGAACAUCCAGGAGGAUCAGAUCAGCUGUCUGACCAGAGGCAGCAACAGAACGGGAGAUCACGGCAUCACUGUGCGGUUUGGUGGGGCAGAGCGCCACCUGCGGGGUUUGGUGUAUCAUUACACCCCCAACCCCAACAUCACAAAGGCUGCGCCAUCCAAAAGCUUUCUCAGUGGAGGCAGAAUCAUCCGAGUUUCUGGUCAGAACCUGGAUGUGGUCCAAGAGCCAAAAAUGAGGGUCACCCUCAGUCCUCCUGACACACUCCCUCCCAGGAGGAGAAGGAGCAUCAACAGGAAGAGAAAAGGCAGCCUGAACAGAGGGCUGGAUCACCAGGGUCCUCUAAAGAGAUGGAGGAGGAUUGUUCCAGAGGCGGACUGCCCUGAAGGGACACUCUGUCAUGUCAAACAGUAUGAAUCCCGCUGCACAGUGAACAGCUCCUCCCUCAUCUUGUGUCCGACCCCAGCCGUGGGUCCAGAAGCCAGGAGGGCCAGGGUGAAAGUUCACUUCCUCCUGGACAGCCUCCAUUUUGACUUCAGCACUGUGGGUAAUGAAGCCUUCAGCUAUGAGCCCAACCCAAAGCUCUACCCACUGAACCAGAACGACCCCAGUAAGCCGUACCACCACAAACCUGGAAGCAUCAUCUCUGUUGAGGGUGAAAGCCUGGAUCUCGCCAUCUACAAGCAGGAGGUGGAGGCCCGGAUAGGGGAGGGCUUAUGCUCGGUAAAGACCCUGACACACAACCACUUGUACUGCGAACCACCAUCCCAGCAGCCCUCAGUCCCAGCUAGCAAGAAGCAGGAUGGCAUGGACAGUCUGCCUGAGUUCACUGUGAAAAUGGGGAAUCUGAAUUUCUCCCUGGGCAGAGUGCAGUACGACAGCCAGGCUCAGUCUACGUUUCCUCUCGAGGCUCAGGUGGGAGUCGGGGUGGGAGCCUCCAUAGUGGCUCUAAUUGUGCUCAUCAUCGUGCUCAUAUACAGGAGAAAGAGCAAACAGGCCAUGAGGGACUAUAAGAAGGUGCAGAUCCAGCUGGAGAACCUGGAGACUAGUGUGAGAGACCGCUGUAAGAAGGAGUUCACAGACCUGAUGACAGAGAUGAUGGACAUGUCCAGUGAUUUGGUGGGUUCAGGGAUUCCUUUCCUGGAUUACCGGGCGUAUGCCGAGCGCAUUUUCUUCCCGGGCCACCAGGAGUCGCCACUGAGACGAGACCUGGACGUUCCGGAGAUUCGAAGGCAGACGGUGGAACAAGGGCUGGUUCAGCUGUCCAAUCUGCUCAACAGCAAACUGUUUCUCACAAAGUUUAUCCACACUCUUGAAGUCCAGCGGACAUUUUCUCCAAGGGACCGGGCCUAUGUAGCCUCCCUGCUGACUGUAGCCCUGCAUGGUAAACUGGAGUACUUCACAGACAUCCUGAAGACGCUGCUCAAUGAUCUAGUGGAACAAUAUGUGGCAAAGAAUCCCAAACUGAUGCUGAGGAGAACUGAAUCAGUGGUUGAGAAGCUCCUGACAAACUGGAUGUCCAUCUGUCUCUUCACCUUUCUGAGGGAAUCAGCGGGGGAGUCUUUCUACAUGCUGUUCAGAGCCAUAAAGCACCAGGUGGACAAGGGACCUGUGGACGCUGUGACAGGAAAAGCCAAGUACACUCUGAAUGACAACCGGCUGUUAAGAGAGGACGUGGAGUACCGCACACUGACUCUAAAUGUUGUGAUGCCGGCUACUGCUGCAAGUGGAGGCACCACUACGCAGACUGUACCUGCCAAGGUGCUGGACUGUGACACCAUCACCCAAGUGAAGGAGAAACUUCUGGAACAAACCUGGAAAGGAACGUCCUUUUCCCAGAGGCCACACAUAGACUCCUUAAAUCUUGAGUGGCGUGCAGGUGUUGCAGGUCACCUAAUCCUGUCAGAUGAGGACUUGACAUCAGUGGUACAAGGUUCAUGGAAGCGCCUCAACACCCUGCAACACUACAAGGUCCCUGAUGGAGCAACGGUGGCUCUGGUUCCAAGAAACAACAAACAUCACCUCCAUGACAGCCACGAUUACAUGCCUGGAGAAAAGACCCCGAUGCUAGAUGAUGGGGAGGAAGGAGGUGUGAGGCUCUGGCAUCUGGUAAAGGCCAGUGAGGAGUCGGAGCUGCCCAAGCACAGGAGAGGCAGUGUGAGGGAGAGGGGCGGGGAGAGAGCCAAAGCUAUCCCUGAGAUCUACCUCACACGCCUGCUCUCCAUGAAGGGCACUCUGCAGAAGUUUGUAGAUGAUUUAUUCACUGCAAUCCUCAGCACCAGUCGUCCCGUUCCUCUAGCUGUCAAAUACUUUUUUGACUUGCUGGAUGAGCAGGCUCUACAGCACAACAUUACGGAUCCCGAGACCAUCCACAUCUGGAAAACCAACAGUUUACCACUGCGGUUCUGGAUCAAUAUCCUAAAGAACCCACAGUUCAUCUUCGAUGUGCAGACCUCGGACCAUGUAGACGCUGUGCUUUCCGUCAUUGCCCAGACCUUUAUGGAUUCCUGCACCAUCGCUGACCACAAACUGGGACGGGACUCUCCCAUCAACAAGUUGCUGUAUGCCAGAGACAUCCCGCGCUACAAACAGAUGGUGGAGAGGUACUACGCAGACAUCCGACAAACCAUCUCUGCCAGUGACCAGGAAAUGAACUCAGCUCUAGCAGAACUCUCCCGUAAUUACGCUGCUGAGGUUAACUGCCUUGUGGCUUUGCAUGAGCUGUACAAGUACAUCAACAAAUACUAUGAUCAGAUUAUCACAGCCCUGGAAGAAGACUCCACAGCUCAGAAGAUGCAGCUUGGUUACAGGCUUCAACAGAUCGCUGCUGCUGUAGAAAACAAGGUGACAGACCUAUGACCCCGAGGCUGGAAUGGACUUUUCUUUUAAACUUCAAGAGAAGAUAUUGUUGAAAAAACCUCUCUUUGACGUCUCCUUGAGAAAAGAAAAAAAGAAGCUUUUUUUUUUUUUCAAAACAUAAAGGAUGACAAAGGAAUAUUGGGACACAUACUGUGAGAUUAGUGUCAUUCUGACAGACUGAUUUUUAGUGAGGGGAGAGAUUAUGUUAAAAGGAUCACUGUUUCUUGUGCUGUAUCAAGGGGGUACAGUAAGACUCCCUUAAAGUUUCCACAGGUCCUCACACUGGGAGUAAAAAGACAGCACUGUGAGGGGGAAAAAAUGGAGAAAAUGUGAAGUAAGACACAUCAAAACAAAGGAACUUCCUCUGAAGUUUGACAUCUCUUGAGGAUGCCUCACGUUGUUUAAUUCACCUAAAUGGAGACACAAUAUGAAGAGAGAACUUUUUUUUCUCUUUCUUGAUGGACAUUUUUCUCGAUGAGCUUCACAGAACAUUCCCGCCCCAAGUUUAAAGGUAUGCUUGUUAGUUAGGAAUGGAAAAUCUAACUGUGCUGGAGGAUGAAAACAGUGCACAGAGGUAAAAGGGAAAAGGAAGACUUGACCGUUCACAUCGACAGCUGUGGAGUUUUCAACCAUGUUAUGUCAAAGUCUUACAUGAAGAACAAACAGGGUGACGCUGUCAGUGGCUUGAGUCACCGCUUAUUGAAUCUGAAGGAUGUUUCCAUUUUGCUUUUAGCUUCCUUAAAUCAUUCAUCCAAGUCUUACUCUAUUUUUGAGUUCAGUUAGUUGGGAUUGGACGAUCUGUCAUGUUUGGUCAAACUACAUGUAAAGCUGUGAUAAAGAUAGGAUGAUAUAAAAUUAAGGCUCAGAAAAAAAAAACAAAAAAACAGUAUGUUCUGAAACACUUAAGAUGUGUUCACUGAAUUCACCGAAACCAUGUCCAGUUGUAGGAAAGGUGCAGCCUCUCUCACAUGUCAAAUACCACUAUGGUCCAGAAAGUAGAUGCUUCAUUUAUCACCUUUACUGGUCUUGAACAGUCUUACAUGUUUGAGCCACAGAUCCAGAAACUCAUUCAGAGGACACAGACAUACCUGGGAAUCAGAGAAUAUUUUUGCAGCUGUCACUCCGGUGCAGUCAAAUCUAUUUAGGAAUCCUAUCAAAAACUAUCAACCAAUGGUUUGGUAAUUCUAAAAUGCUUAAGCCAAAAAAUAAAAAAAAAAGGAAAGAAAUCAUCCGCAUUUCCUGGGUGACAGGCUCUCCUGCUUAAUCAUGACGACACCUACCACAGCUUACAGUUUGCUUGCUAUUAUGUCCUCAUCUGGUAAAUGCAUCUACAACAGCUCAGCUCAACAGCUCUUGUAUAUUUAAAAUUCCUAAACAUGAUAGGAUAACGAAGAGGUGUGUUGUUUUUGUGAAGAGCCAUGUUGAUGGAGAGCUGAACAUCACCCCCAAAUUUGUCUCUGUCGGACCAUUUUGGGCCGGAUAGUUUUACAAACAGGGAUUCACAGAUAAUCGACCGUUACUGCUGAACGAUGCCGAUCCGAAUCUCCCUUCAUCCUCCCAUACCUCCGACAUCUGGUGCCAUUGUCAGCAGAACAAGCCCACCCAUGAGUUUAAACUGCCUUGUGUGCCUGAGUUAUAAUUGCAGUUGGUAACUUAGUCCACACUGACAUUACAUUUGCACCCUCCUGUGUCCUUCAGUGCAACUCUGAUCUACAUCUAGUUCCUUGACAUCCAAGGGUUGAUCAAAAAGUUCAGAGACCGUGCCUAUAAAACAUGAUUUAAAUGUGGCUGUCAUCUCCCUGUGCAACGGUACUUCCAGCAGCUCUGCAAUGCUUGUAAACGCUCCCUGGAAGUCCCGUUAUAUGAACACAUCAAGCACCAUCUGCGAUAUCUCUUAAACGAUGAUGCUUCAACUUGAAUUUCAUUUUGGGGCAGGAAGAAGAAGUCACAGGUAGCCAAAACUAGGGAACAUAACUCGUAGGACACCAAGAUUGUGUUGUUGGGGCCAAAUAAAGCCCAAAAAACUCAUAAUCGCAGUGCUGUAAACAGGCGUACAUGGCUUUGGAGUAUCCACAUAACAUAGUGCAACAGUUUAGGGCAUUUGCUCCAGAUGUUCUCCCUCAGACAUUGAAAGACACAACAGAAUGCUGCCUUGACAGUUCGAUCAUUGGGGACAAAUUAUUACAGAACUGUGGUUUGUUCUUUCAGUGGUAGCAGCAGACCCAUCUCUCUAACUCUCAUCCCCGACUGCUGACUGACACAGAAUUUGACUUAUCUUCUCUACUACAGUUUGCAAUCGCAAAUGUGCACCUUCCAGUGGUCACAAAAACACGUGUAACACAGGUCCCGCUGUUGAUAACAUAGUGUCACAUGAUCCUGACUCCUAACAGUGCUUGUUUCGAUACCGCUUACACAUGUUGCAUGCAUGUGACCAUUUCAUGCACACACACACCACAAACAAUCUUUUUGAUCAACCCUUCAACUGAUGCUAUUCUACAACAUAUAAAUCACACUAGGGGUUGCCACUCCUGCAGAAUUCGGUAGCAUUACAGUGGACCACUGAUGCUAAUGGAAAUUAUAGUGUGAUUUCUGGUGCGCCCAACAGAUCAUGAAAACAAAAAUGAGUACAAACUCCUUAACUGUCUGACUCCACAUUUCAGUACUACAACAUCUGCAGUCUUCAACAAUCACUUUCUGACAUUUAUAGGUUUGGAAACAUAUCUUUGAAUUUGCUUUACACAGACUUUUCCCUGGAUUAGUUUUCAUUUUUUUAAGCGUCACACCACCACUUAACAGUGGCUGCCUAAUGUUGUUUGAACUGAAGACCAGCGCUUUGUUUUGUGGUCUACUGCAAUUGUGAUGGUUCAUUUCUUUGGUAGUGUUUUGCAAAUGUUGAUGUGGAUUUUGUAUGUAUUACCCAAGACAUUUUAGCAGCGAUACAUACAGAUAACUUAUCCGUCCUUGUUAAAAGAAUGAAAGUAAAAUCUUCUACAAAAGUUUAACUACACUGAAUCCAUGAAAGAUCAAGCCUGACCUGUUGGUAAUGAAUGCACAAAAAUGAAAAAAAAAAAAACAUAAGGUACAGAAGGAUUCGGUUGGUAAAUGUUUCUUGGAUUAUCUAAUAAAUGAAAUGCUCAAUAUUUAUUUUAUUAUUUGCUGACACUUCUGGAGUUAGUUUCUGUUUCCUUCCAUCAGAUGGCUUUAAGUGUGGUUUAUUUGUCCAAGCUUCAUAGGUUGCAGAAAAACAGAAGUGUUGAAAGACUGUAAAUCCUGAGGUCACUGUAAAUCAGAUACGCACUUCUCAUAUAUGUGCACUAUAGAUGCAUUUUAGUUUCUUCUGCCCAGUUUAUUUUUUUAUUCGUUUUUCUUUUAGUCAGGUUUCAUCUUCCAUAUAUCUGCAGUUUUUGGGCCAUUGCCUACUAUACAGUCUUUUGUUGCAGUUGCAAUUCUUUCACGGAACAAGUGAAUUGUUUUCUCCGUGGUCCUAUGAUGACACUUUGUUACAUUUUUCUGUGGAUUCAGCUCCACCUGUAAAUUUUGUGUCUGUAACUUUACUAAACCAGAGGGAAAUAGAGGACAGUGCUGCCUCCACUCGAUGUUGGAUGGAACAGUUUCUUCACACUAACAUUUCACACUGACAAAACAGCUGUGCCCUGAUUUUAAGCUUUAAUUUGCAUUUUUUUGGCGUCAAAGUAGAUGCCAAUUUUUAGCAGUGUUGUUGUAGAGCAAAGCUUUUUUUUUCUUUUACACAUUGUCCCUUGUCUCUCAAGACAUAAAAUCAGAAAGUAGGAUUAUCAAACGAAUCUGUCUGUUGCUUUGCGAUGCCACAUGUGAAAGUCUUUUAUUAGUUGUUUUUUUUAAUUUUUAAUUUAUUGUUUAUUUAUUUUACUGCAUAUGUUGUUGGUUAUUCCUUUCAGGCAGAUAAAAUGAUAAUGUUUUACCCCUCCCAGUCAUUAUUGUUUGUAAAGAAAAGCAAGAUCCUUUCAUUCUUGUACCUUAUGGUGUUUCUUCAAGCAAACAAUUACCUUGUACAUUUAAAAAAAAAGCACUAUUAUUCUUUGCCAUGCACAUAAGUGUUGCUUGUGGCUUAUUUGUGUAUGCAAAGCUCAGUUCUGAUGUUUUUACUGUAGAUACAUACUGUUCCUAAGUAAUCCUGACUUUAGCGUUCUUAAACUAACUGAUAGGAUGAACCUAACAACAGCUUAAUGUGAUGCAAUAAAGUGGUCCAGACAACA